This is a messenger RNA of Gracilinanus agilis (Agile Gracile Mouse Opossum), 540 nucleotides long. RefSeq names its product CD164 molecule like 2 (gene CD164L2). Bases 1 to 540 code for a protein of 179 amino acids. The transcript has 5 exons. NCBI's taxonomy places the organism in Eukaryota, Metazoa, Chordata, Mammalia, Didelphimorphia, Didelphidae. The record is from RefSeq and is a predicted model, not a curated record. Gene Ontology annotation, cellular component: cytoplasmic vesicle.
AUGGCCGUGCCGGGGCCCCUGGCCCUCCGGGCUGCGCUGUGCAGCACCUGCUGCUGCCUCCUGCUCUGUGCCCAGCUCGCAGCAGCCGGUAAAGGAGGUAGAGGCUUGGGCAGAGGGGGCCUGCUCCGCCUUAACAUCUGGGGCCCUGCUGCCGUUGCAGAAUGCAAGCAGCUGGAAUCCUGCAGGCGCUGCGUGGAGGGGGAACCCACUCGAAACAUCUCAGGCUGUGUGUGGGAGCACUGUGGGGGAGAGGAGCCAGAACAUGGUCAUUGUGUAACUCGGGAAGAGGGAGCCAAGGAAGGCUGCUCUGUCUAUAACAGAACAGCUCUGUGCCCAGCUGCUCCACAGUCACCCACCCAGGAGCCAAAGGCAUUCACAUCAGGCAGCCCUGCCACGGUCCCCCCGCUGGACUCGCACACGCCUGGCUUCGAUGGGGCCAGCUUCGUUGGGGGCAUCGUGCUGGUGUUGAGUGUGCAGGCUGUAACUUUCUUCUUCAUCCGUUUUGUUCGGGCCAAGGACAGCACCUAUCAGACACUGUAA